AUGCUUUAACUUCACUCCUACUCAAAAAUGCAUAAAACCUUACCUCUCUAAAUUUUUUCUACAAUGUCCUCAUCAUUCUGUUGCAUUAUGCACUAAUUCAUUCCCUUUUUUUUUUCUUACUUUUAAGAUUAUUUUUUCACUCCUUUCUUCAUGAUCCCUUCUGGAAUAAUGAAGGUUCAUAGAGGAAAAAUGCCUUUCUCCAUCAUUAUCAUCACAAUUUGUGUUCUUGUUUUCAUAGUUGUUUUGUAUGCUGAGAGACUCAGUUUUAUUUCUUCCAACUCCAUUUUCAAGUUUAAACCUUGUCCAAGAAAGAACACUAAACCAAAUAAACCAAAAUCAAGUGAUAAAAAAGUUGAUGAGGAGAUUGUAAAUACAACAUGGAUUGAUGACAGAUUUGAAUUUGACUCAGAAGAAUGCAACAUUGCCAAUGGAAAAUGGGUUUUUAACCAAUCAAUAAAACCUAUCUACACUGACAUAACUUGUCCAUAUAUAGAUAGACAAUUUUCUUGUAUAAAAAAUGGUAGAAAUGAUUCUGAUUACCAACAUUGGGAAUGGCAGCCAGAAGAUUGUACCUUGCCAAGUUUUAAUCCUAUGUUGGCACUUAAAAAGCUUCAAGGGAAAAGGUUACUAUUUGUAGGGGAUUCACUGCAAAGAAAUCAAUGGGAAUCUUUUAUCUGUUUGGUAGAAUGGAUUAUACCUGAAAAGAAGAAAUCUAUGCAUAGAGGACUUGUUCAUUCAGUCUUCAAAGCUAAGGAAUACAAUGCUACUAUAGAAUUCUAUUGGGCCCCAUAUUUGGUAGAAUCCAACACUGACAUAAAAAUCAUUGGAGAUACAAAGAAAAGGAUAAUUAAAGUUGAUGCUAUUAAAGAGAGAGCAACAAAUUGGACAGGAGUAGAUAUCCUUGUUUUCAAUACCUAUGUUUGGUGGAUGAGUGGUGCUAGGAUUAAAUCAUUAUGGGGUUCAUUUGCUAAUGGACAAGAAGGGUAUGAAGAAUUUGACACACCAGUUGCUUACAAGUUAGCUUUGAAGACUUGGGCUAAUUGGGUUGACUCAACUAUCAAUCCAAACAAAACUAGAGUCUUCUUCACAACAAUGUCACCUACACAUACAAGGAGUCAAGAUUGGGGGAACAUGAAAGAUGAAAAAUGCUUCAAUGAGACAAAACCAGUAAGAAAAAAGAAGCAUUGGGGAACAGGUUCUGAUAAACGAAUAAUGAGUGUGGUAGCAAAAGUUGUGAAGAAAAUGAAAGUUCCAGUUACAUUUAUCAACAUAACACAAAUAUCAGAAUAUAGAAUUGAUGGUCAUUCUUCAGUGUAUACUGAAAAUGGAGGAAAAUUAUUAAGUGAAGAAGAAAGAACUAAUCCACAAAAUGCAGAUUGUAUACAUUGGUGUUUGCCUGGUGUUCCUGAUACUUGGAAUCAAAUAUUUUUGGCAUUGUUGUAACAAAAUGUCUUGCACAAAAAUCUAAUGUUGUUUUUUAUUUUUAUUUUCUUUUAUUUUGACUAUUUUUAUUUUUUUUCUUGUGACAUGAAGAUGUCCAUUCUUUUGUUUGUGUACAUUAAUCUUUUAAUACCAUUUGUGAUAUAUGUAACAAUUUUUUAAUUGCUGAAUGAAGGUUAAUUAUGCUUUUGCCUUUGUAAAACAA
This is a messenger RNA of Trifolium pratense (red clover), 1645 nucleotides long. Its product is annotated as protein trichome birefringence-like 3. The record is from RefSeq and is a predicted model, not a curated record. Gene Ontology annotation, cellular component: Golgi apparatus. The transcript is spliced from 6 exons. NCBI's taxonomy places the organism in Eukaryota, Viridiplantae, Streptophyta, Magnoliopsida, Fabales, Fabaceae. Gene Ontology annotation, molecular function: O-acetyltransferase activity. Bases 151 to 1443 code for a protein of 430 amino acids.